This is a messenger RNA of Cylicostephanus goldi, 434 nucleotides long. The record is from the annotation of a GenBank genome assembly. Lineage: Eukaryota; Metazoa; Nematoda; Chromadorea; Rhabditida; Strongylidae.
AUGACCCCUGAAGACACUUAUGCGGCGAUUGAUAUUUGCGACAUUGAGUUCAAUUUUCUUGACGAGAAGAACGUUGUAUGCGGCCUUUGUGGGGAAGUUGUAGUUUAUACUACACUCUUUACUGAUCAUCUUGCGAGAAUUCAUCCUGAGAUGCUGGAGCCCGACAUGAUGAUCGGUGACAUGACAUAUGUCGACUACUUGAGAUCGAAACUAGAGACUGAUAGAAAAAACAUACAGAAUGGCUUCAAGUUUGCGAAGCAGUCGAUGUUUCGGAAAACACCGCGCAAAGUUAGUCAGAUUCGUAUCAAUCCAUCAGAGAUGAAUAUGGCACAAUUGGAGGUGGCACUGAGGAAGAAGCUGCUGGAAAAGAUGGGGCGAAGGGUUCGUUUUCUUAAUACCAAUUCAAUGUUCAUUUCCACUUGCAUUAUUUGAAU